This is a messenger RNA of Ustilaginoidea virens, 1371 nucleotides long. RefSeq lists its product as uncharacterized. NCBI's taxonomy places the organism in Eukaryota, Fungi, Ascomycota, Sordariomycetes, Hypocreales, Clavicipitaceae. The record is from RefSeq and is a predicted model, not a curated record. The coding region runs from base 1 to 1371 and encodes 456 amino acids. The transcript has 3 exons.
AUGGGCCUGCUUUCCCUUGCGUACAAGCGACCCGACCAUGUGCAUCCGCAGGGCCUGCGGGCAAGCAGCGAGUCGCCUGACGAUGCCAGCAGUCAAGGCACUCUCCAGCCCGGCCGCCGGGCCCAGCCCGCUGGCAUCCCGGAUUCCCUGGCGUUUGACAACAUCAUCAACGGGGAUACCUGUCCACCGAUGACGGUUCACGACUUGAUGGACUACUUGGUCCAUGUUGAGCAUUCAGCCGAAAACCUCCAGUUCCAUCUUUGGCACAGAGACUAUGUCGAGCGAUUCGACCAGGCGCCCCGCGCCGACACCUGCCUGUCUCCAGAGUGGACCCAGGCAAUGGAAGAGGAAGCCAUGCUCAAACUUCGAAAGGAACAGGCCGAAAACAGGAGGCGCCCUCACCCGCCGUCAGCCCCCAUGUUCAAAGGGACCAUGUUUGAAAAUUCGAUGCCGGAGAUGCCGGAGGUGCCGGAGCCUGCUUUCGACCCCUUCAGCACACCCCCUAGCUCUUGCGACGGCAAGAGUGAGAGCGGCUCCUUGUCCGUUUGGGGCGCCUCCCACUCCACGCUGUCGGACACUUCUUCCAAGUACAAGUCUCGCGCGGCGAACGCCUACCGGUCGGCCGGGGCAAGGGUGCCGUUCACUAUCCAGCCGUUCCGAGACGAAAUCAACCGCGUCAUGGCCACGUUCAUCGUGGACGGGGCUCCGCGCCAGCUCAACCUGAGCUCGUUGGAGCAAAAGGCGGCGGUCCAAGCUCUCUCCUACACGACCCAUCCCAGCGCAUUGCGCGGCCUCUGCAAGACCGUGGAUCAUGAUCUGCGCCGUCAAUCUCACCCCAACUUUGUGCGGUGGUCGAUCCGCAACGGCAACCCGGCUCGUGUCUGGUUUGCCCGCGUCCUCGGAGCGUUCCUCGUUGUCGCCGGCUUCGCCAUUGCCAUUCUCACGACCCUCAGCAGGCUCGCCCGCAGCUACCGCGCCCUUGCUGCCGUUGCGUGGGUCCUGGGCGUCAGCACCUUUGUCGCUGGCUACAACGGCGUAUGCGUCGUGCUGCAUGGCAGGCACCGCCGCCACCUGAGGCCGUGGGAGAUCUUUGGGCCAGCCGACGAUGAGGAGGAUCAGGAGGGUCGCGGGGAAAAGCGAAGCCUCGAUUGCUUCGGCCUGGACAACGGCCACGAGGACAAGCCCUGGGUUGCCAAGUACGAGAGGCGGCACCUUGUGCGAAAAAUCUUUGAUCGCGAGGUGUGGAUCCAGGAACCGGCCUUGAGACAGAUCCAAGACACCAUCUUUGUCCAGGCCAUCCUGGCGUCUGUGGCCGUAGGCGGUGCUCUGACGGCGCUUUUCGUCGUCGUCCCGGGCGGCAACUUGUUCUGA